Rhododendron vialii is the source of this 1269-nucleotide messenger RNA. RefSeq lists its product as uncharacterized. NCBI's taxonomy places the organism in Eukaryota, Viridiplantae, Streptophyta, Magnoliopsida, Ericales, Ericaceae. The record is from RefSeq and is a predicted model, not a curated record. Bases 1 to 1269 code for a protein of 422 amino acids. The transcript has a single exon.
AUGACAUCUAUUCGUCUUUUGAUUUCUGUGGCUGCUACGCACCAAUGGCCUCUCCUUCAGCUGGAUGUUAAAAAUGCCUUCCUCAAUGGUCAUCUAUCUGAGGAAGUUUAUAUGCGUCCUCCUCCAGGUCUCCCUCAUGCCACCGGCCUUGUUUGUUGCCUCCGUCGUGCUCUGUAUGGGCUCAAACAGUCCCCUCGUGCUUGGUAUGCACGUUUUCAUGAUGUGGUUUUACAGAUUGGUUUUCAGCCUAGCACCCAUGAAUCUGCUCUUUUUUUUCGUCGAACUUCUCGUGGUUUGGUUCUUAUCUUGCUCUAUGUUGACGACAUGGUCAUCACUGGGUCUGACUCUACUGCUAUUGAUGAAGUGAAACAUCACUUGUUUCACGAAUUUGAGAUGAAGGACUUGGGACUUCUUCAGUAUUUUCUUGGCAUUGAGGUUGCCUCCUCUCCAAAAGGUUAUCUCUUGACCCAGACUAAGUAUGUGACUGACAUUCUUCAUCGUGCUCAACUUACUGAUGACAAAAACAUUGAUACUCCCAUUGAGUUACAUGUCAAGUUCUCUGAUUCUGAUGGGGUUCCUCUUGCCGAUCCUACCGAGUAUCGUGAGCUUGUUGGUUCUCUUGUUUAUCUCACCGUCACUCGGCCGGAUAUUGCCUAUGCUGUGCAUAUUGUUAGUCAGUUUGUUUGUGCCCCUCAGUCUACUCAUUGGGCUGCCUUGCUUCGUAUCCUUCGUUAUGUUCGUGGCACCAUGUUUCAGUGUUUAUUUCUCUCUUCCUCUUCUUCAGAUUUGAUUCUUCGGGCCUAUGCCGAUGCUGAUUGGGCAGGUGAUAUCUCUGAUCGAAAGUCUACUUAUGGCUUUUGUGUUUUCUUGGGUGAUUCCCUUAUUUCAUGGAAAAGCAAGAAGCAAUCCGUUAUUGCUCGUUUCACUGCGGAAGCUGAGUAUCGUGCCAUGGCUCAUGCCACCUCUGAAGUUGUUUGGCUCCGUUGGCUUUUAUCGGAUAUGGGUGUCACUAUCUCCUCUCCUACACCUCUCUUUUGUGACAAUAAAAGUGCCAUUCAGAUUGCCCAUAAUUCAGUUUUUCAUGAGUGCACAAAGCAUAUUGAAAUUGAUUGUCACUUUGUUCGCCAUCAUCUCCAAUCUGGCACAAUUGCUCUACCGUUUAUCUCCUCCUCUCUUCAGUUAGCCGAUUUCUUCACCGAGACGCACACCUCCGCUCGGUUUCGCUUCCUCCUUGGCAAACUUUCGAUGCUCUCCGGGCUCGCAUCAUGA